AUGUCGCUGCCGGGGCUGAGGCAGAGCCCAGGAGCUCCCCCGGCCCUGUCAGCUGCUGCAGGAGGAGGGAGAGGGACCCCAAAUGGAGCACGGCUCCCCUUGAGGCUAUUCUUGUUGGGUGUCCACACAGACACAGGCCCUGUGAGGUCAGCUCAUGAAUAUUGCUUCAUUUUCCUGAGAGGCUCUGGCAGCGGCGGGUACCUCGUGUGCGGUGCCCGGCUCUCCGUGCAUGCAUUUCGCCAGCCGGGCAGCGGACAAAGUGGUGCUGUUCCCGACAGGAAAACCUGCGGAGACGCCGCGUCCCGGCGCCACGUGGCUCUCGGGGCGGCGGCGGAGGAGGCGGAGGACACCGCCGGUGAUGGACGCGUCCCCGAGAUAGCCGCCGCCAUGAGCCAGCCGCCUGCAGGGGGCGCCGCCGCCGCCGAGCCGCGCCUGCAUCCCGAGGGCAGCAGCGGCAGGAAGCAGCCGCGGGCAUCCUCGCCGGCCCGGGCCCGCGACACCGCCCCGCGCCCGCCGCCCAGCGCCGCCAAACCCGCGCUCGCCGCCGCCAAAGCCGCCUCGGCGCGGCCGCCGCCCGGCCAGGCCUCCCGAGCCGCCCGCGGCCGCGGCACCGAGAGGCCGGCACGGGGAGCUGUCCAGCCCGGCGCCGGUGCUGAACCACCGCCCGCCGCCGUCGGGAGAGGAGCGGCCGCCGCCGCCGAGGAGCCGCUGCCGCCGCCGGGCGCCGCCGAGGAGGCGCCCCCUGCAGGGGGCGGCGGGGGCGAGCGGGAGGGGGCGGCGGCGCCGCCGCCCAAGCAGUGGCGGGGGAAAGCGGGGCGGUCCCCGCUGAAGGGCGCGGGGGAGGCGGCCCCGGCGCCUCCAUCUUCCUCGGGCGCGGGGAAGGGCCGCGGUGCGGCGGCGGGCGGCGGCGGGUACUGGAAGGAGGGAUGCCUGCAAAGUGAGCUCAUCCAGUUCCACCUCAGGAAAGGGCUGGCGGCGGCCGCCCAGAUGCAAACCAAGGGCAGCAACCACAGCAGCGGCAGCGCUUCCUCCGCUGCCUCCGCCGCCUCCGCGGCCGCCGCCCCGGCCGAGCCUCCCCCGGCCGCCUCCGCCUCCUCGCCCGCUGCCAUGGCGGCGGCCGGGGCGGAGGGGCUGCGGCAGGGCGAGACGGAAGGCGACGGCAGGAGCUGCGGCCCCGAGGGCGCCCUGAGCCCCCACCUGCAGGAGGAGAUGCAGGAAGAGAUGGAGAAACUGCGGGAAGAGAACGAGAGCCUCAAGAACGAGAUAGAUGAGCUGAGGACAGAGAUGGAUGAGAUGAGGGACAGUUUCUUUGAGGAGGAUGCUUGUCAGCUUCAAGAAAUGCGCCAUGAACUGGAGCGAGCCAACAAGAACUGCCGGAUCCUUCAGUACCGGCUGCGCAAGGCUGAGCGCAAGAGGCUCCGCUACGCCCAGACCGGAGAGAUCGACAACGAGCUCAUACGCAGCAUGGAGCAGGACCUCAAGGUUGCAAAAGAUGUAUCGGUGAGACUUCAUCAUGAGUUAGAAAAUGUGGAAGAAAAACGUACUAUAACAGAAGAUGAAAAUGAAAAAUUAAGACAGCAGCUUAUAGAAGUUGAAAUUGCCAAACAAGCACUACAGAAUGAACUGGAAAAAAUGAAAGAGCAAUCACUGAAAAGGAGAGGAAGCAAAGACCUACCAAAAUCAGAAAAAAAGUCACAGCAGACACCAACAGAGGAUGACAAUGAAGACCUGAAAUGCCAGCUACAGUUUGUCAAAGAAGAAGCAGCCUUGAUGAGGAAGAAAAUGGCUAAAAUUGAUAAAGAGAAAGACAGAUUUGAACAUGAGCUGCAAAAAUACAGAUCAUUUUAUGGGGAUUUGGACAGCCCCUUGCCAAAAGGUGAAGCAGGUGGGCCACCUACCACAAGAGAAGCUGAACUCAAGCUUCGAUUGAGGCUUGUAGAGGAGGAAGCUAACAUUCUCGGGAGGAAAAUAGUGGAACUAGAAGUAGAAAAUAGAGGACUGAAAGCAGAGCUUGAUGAUUUAAGAGGAGAUGAUUUCUCAGGGACCACUAACCCACUCCUGGGUGAACAGAAUGAAUCCCUGUCAGAAUUACGACAGCAUUUGCAGCUAGUAGAAGAUGAAACCGAAUUGCUGAGGAGAAAUGUAGCUGAUUUAGAAGAACAAAACAAACGCAUAACAGCUGAGCUGAACAAAUACAAGUACAAGUCUGGGGCCCAUGAGAGCUCUAGACACCAUGAUAAUGCCAAGACAGAAGCAUUACAGGAGGAGCUAAAAGCUGCACGAAUGCAGAUCAACGAGCUGAGCGGCAAAGUCAUGCAGCUCCAGUAUGAGAACAGAGUCUUAAUGUCCAACAUGCAGCGCUACGACUUGGCCUCUCAUCUUGGAAUCCGUGGCAGCCCUAGAGACAGCGAUGCAGAAAGUGAUGCAGGAAAAAAGGAGAGCGAUGAUGACUCCCGCCCCCCUCACCGCAAAAGGGAAGGUCCCAUUGGAGGGGAAAGUGACUCCGAAGAGGUGCGCAACAUUCGGUGCCUGACGCCCACGAGGUCUUUUUAUCCAACGCCGUCUGGGUGGCAGAAAAGCUUCACUGACAGGCAGCAGAUGAAGGACAUUCGCUCUGAAGCGGAACGGCUGGGCAAGACAAUAGAUCGCUUAAUUUCUGACACGAGCACCAUCAUCACGGAGGCAAGAAUUUAUGUAGCUAACGGGGACCUCUUUGGACUGAUGGACGAAGAAGACGAUGGCAGCAGAAUACGUGAGCACGAGCUUCUGUACCGGAUCAAUGCACAGAUGAAGGCCUUCAGGAAAGAGCUCCAGGCUUUCAUCGACAGACUUGAAGUUCCGAAGUCCUCGGACGAUCGAAGUGCAGAUGAACCUUUGUCAGUGAGUCAGAUGUUCCAGCCUAUCAUUUUACUUAUUCUCAUCCUUGUAUUAUUUUCAUCCCUUUCAUACACAACAAUAUUUAAACUUGUCUUCCUUUUUACACUGUUUUUUGUACUGUAAGUCAUUCAUCAUUUACUGUUCAUUGUAGUGUUAUUUUCAGUUUGUUUAUUUUGUCCGCCCUCAAAGAAAAGAAGUGCAAGAGACAUAGUUUCUGUAAUAGCCGCUGCUGUAAAAACACUGAAGACUACUUGUUUGCCAAAAC
Messenger RNA from Poecile atricapillus (Black-capped chickadee), 3142 nucleotides. It is a transcript of the gene MTCL3, whose product is annotated as SOGA family member 3. NCBI's taxonomy places the organism in Eukaryota, Metazoa, Chordata, Aves, Passeriformes, Paridae. Gene Ontology annotation, biological process: regulation of autophagy. Bases 1 to 3000 code for a protein of 999 amino acids. The record is from RefSeq and is a predicted model, not a curated record. The transcript is spliced from 9 exons.